Orbicella faveolata is the source of this 4022-nucleotide messenger RNA. RefSeq names its product acyl-CoA dehydrogenase family member 10-like. NCBI's taxonomy places the organism in Eukaryota, Metazoa, Cnidaria, Anthozoa, Scleractinia, Merulinidae. The record is from RefSeq and is a predicted model, not a curated record. Gene Ontology annotation, molecular function: oxidoreductase activity, acting on the CH-CH group of donors; flavin adenine dinucleotide binding.
GGGUUGCAGGGAGGGUCCCUGGGAGGGGAGGGGGGUGGAGACAUGUCUAAGAUGCUUCUAAGCAUCAUUUCAGCAGUAAAUGUAGUGUAGUUUUAUUAGAUAGCUCUUCCAUCUCCUUGGGUUCUACUUGAAAAAUAUCUUCUUUCCAUUGAAUUGAUACUAAUCAGUCACUAAUGAUUUUUUAGUGAUAGGUAAGUUGGAGGGUUUUAUAUUUUUUUGUUAGAACAGGGCCCAAUCAUCCGGGACAAGUAGAUAUCCCUGCCAGGCAAGUGACUUUUUAUUCUCACUCGCCUGAUGGGCAAGGGAUCAGGUAAGUCCUCUACCAAUGAGAUAAAAAAAGAGCAACCUGAGACUUGCUCAGAGGAAGCACAAUUUGAGAGCUAAUUGUCCAAAGAGCAAGCUGGAAGUCAAGUUGUUUUUAGCCCUGUAGAUGGCAGGAAGGAGAGAAGGGACUUCUUAUGACUCAUUGCAAAUGUUUGUUUUAGAGGUCUAUGACUCACACUUGGUACCUAAUUAUUCAGGAGAGGGCUGGAGAACUACUUACACUAGCAGCCCAUUUUUCUCUUUCUCCUUCUUCUCUCUUCCUCUCCCCUCACUUCUCACUACCCCUCUGACCAUACCACCCACCCACCUUGACUUUGCAAAGUUAUAAAAAAAUUACACUUUUACACACUUUUACUAUUCUGCAGAAAUCACCUUAAUGAAACAAUGUAAUGGCAGCAACCAAUUUGAAGUAUGAUUUCUCAACUAAGAAAUUUAAGGUGUCAUCACCUUCGCUGUCUUCACCUGGUUCAUCCUCGACACUAUGCUAGCCUUCAAUCAAUCAAACCUAAGGCUGUGGCAUUUGACAUGGGUGGAGUGGUGCUCCCUUCUCCAUUGCCCUUGAUUGAUCAGUUUGAAGAUAGUCAUGGCCUACAAAGAGGUUCUAUUGCCUCAGCUAUCAAUGCUGGUGGCGAGAGAGGUGUCUGGGCACAGUUAGAAUGUGGAACUCUCCUACCAGGAGAAUUUGCUCAGAAAUUUGGAGACGUUGUACAAUCCAUGACCCAGCAAAAUGUAAACAUGACGGAGCUGUUACCAAGCAUUCAGACAGCAAUGUUUGAGCCCUAUCCUGAGGUCCUAACAGCAAUUCAGUGCAUCAGAGCAGAGGGCUUAAAAACUGCCUUAGUAACAAACAACUGGUUGAUGAAAAAUGGAAAGUCAUUUUGCCCGGUAGAUGUGGAACAUUUUGAUGUGGUGUUAGAGUCUGCAUUAGAGGGAACAAGGAAACCAGAAGAGCAAUUUUAUCUCAAGCUGCUUAACAGACUCAAGUUAAAUCCAGAGGAGGUGGUGUUUUUAGAUGAUUUUGGCCAAAAUUUGAAGACUGCACAGAAAAUGGGCUUUCACACAAUUAAGGUUGAUGACAUCAAAAGUGCUUUACAUGAACUGGAGAAUGUACUUAGUUUCCCACUAAAAGGAUUUGUUCCCGGUACCACUGCAGUGCGUAAAGCUCAUCAGAUUCCUGUUGAUUCCCUUGUUGGUUAUCUGCAGAAGGAGCUUGGUUUGCACCAAGGAGAUCCUCCCAUAGUUCGUCAGUUCAAACAUGGCCAAUCCAAUCCUACAUACUAUGUGGAAUAUGAAGGACAACGGCUGGUCAUUAGGAAAAAGCCUCCUGGAAAGCUUUUACCUUCUGCACAUGCUGUGGAAAGGGAGUACAAGGUGAUGAAAGCCCUUGGUUCUGCUGGAGUUCCUGUUCCAAAAACGUUAGCCUUAUGUGAGGACAGUAGCAUUCUAGGUACUCCAUUUUAUGUUAUGGAAUAUGCUCAAGGACGCUUAUUCAAAGAUCCAUCGUUGCCCAGUAUGACAGUGGAGGAAAGGAAAGAAAUUUAUCAUGCGAUGAACGAGACACUUUUCAAAAUUCACAACGUGGACAUUGAUGCUGUUGGUCUAGGGGACUUUGGCAAGCGAGGUAACUACAUUCGUCGUCAAACAGAGAGGUGGGCCAAACAGUACGAAGCCAGCAAAACACAUGAAAUACCAGCUAUGGACAAGCUUAUAGCGUGGCUGUUAGAAAAUGUUCCGGCAAAUGAUUCUACAACCGUUGUUCAUGGAGAUUUUAGGUUAGACAAUUUAAUUUUUGACGAGAAAAAGCCAGAAGUAAUAGCUGUUUUAGACUGGGAACUAUCAACUCUGGGUGACCCGCUGUCAGACUUGGCAUACAACUGUCUACCUCAUCAUCUCGCUCCAGAUUUUCCAGUUCUAAAGGGCUUUGCUGAUCGUGAUCCGAGUUCUCUCGGUAUUCCGAGUGACGCGCAGUACAUGCAGGAGUACUGUCAGCGAGCAGGGAUCCCUCCUGUUGACAACUGGAACUUCUACAUGGCAUUUUCGUUUUUCCGUGUGGCUGCUAUCCUUCAAGGUGUCUACAAAAGAGGCUUACAAGGACAAGCCAGCUCUGAAAAUGCCAAAGCUGUCGGUAUGCUGGCGGAGACGAUGGCGAAGACCGGGUGGAGACUGGCUGGUAAGCAAGGCACUGGGUCCAACAGUGGUGCCAGUGGAGGUGGCCUGGGAGGAGCAAAGAGAAUGUAUUCCACUUCCUCUCAUGUUGGUACAUCAGGUCUCCUGCCAAUUGACCUCAAGGCUCUUCCAUCUCACGUGCAAGAAAUGUAUAAACAAUUAUCAGACUUCAUGGAGGAACACGUGUAUCCCAACGAGGCUGAAUUCAACAGGCACCAGGCCUCUGAACAUUGCUGGACUCCGCAUCCUUUGGUGGAAGAGAUUAAGGAAAAAGCUAGAUCAGCAGGAUUAUGGAAUCUGUUUAUUCCAGUUGAAGCGGAUCCUGAAGUCAAAUAUGGCGCUGGAUUAACGAAUGUGGAAUACGCUUACCUGUGUGAGGUGAUGGGAAGAUCAGUAUACGGACCUGAGAUGUUUAACUGUUCUGCCCCAGACACGGGCAACAUGGAAGUUCUAAUAAAAUAUGGCACUAGUCAACAACAGGAGAGAUGGCUGCAGCCUCUUUUAGAUGGAAAAAUAAGAUCGUGCUUUGCUAUGACUGAGCCUAAGGUAGCCUCAUCAGAUGCCACUAACAUCGAGUCGUCAAUUACACUUGGUGGAGAUCAUUAUGUCAUCAACGGACACAAAUGGUGGACAUCAGGUGGAAUGGAUCCUCGAUGCAAGAUUUGUAUUUUUAUGGGGAAGACUGAUCCCGAUGCUCCUAAACACAAACAGCAGGCUAUGAUCCUUGUUCCCAUGGACACACCCGGAGUCACUGUUGUACGACCCUUGUCUGUUCUCGGCUACCAAGAUCCACCAUGUGGUCAUGCUGAGGUCAUGUUCCAAGAUGUUCGAGUACCCAAGGAGAACAUUUUGUUGGGUCCUGGGAGAGGAUUCGAGAUUGCCCAGGGUCGCUUGGGUCCAGGUCGUAUUCAUCAUUGCAUGCGUCUGAUAGGUCAGGCCGAGAGAUCCCUGGAACUCAUGAUUGACAGGGUCAGGAGCAGGGUGGCUUUUGGCAAACCACUGGUUGAACAAGGAACCAUUUUACAAGACAUAGCUGAGUCUAGAACAGAGAUUGAACAAGCCAGGCUUCUGACACUGAAGGCUGCCCAUUUAAUGGAUACAGUGGGAAAUAAGGUCGCUGCUCCAGAGAUCGCCAUGAUUAAGAUUGUUGCACCCCGGAUGGCACAAAAUGUCGUCGACAGAGCUAUGCAGGCUUUUGGAGGAGCGGGUCUUUCUUCUGAUCAGCCGCUGGCCCAGUUUUGGUCGUGGGCUCGCAUUCUUCGUCUCGCAGACGGUCCUGACGAGGUGCAUCUUGGGGCUGUGGCAAAGCGAGAAGUAAAAAAAGCUAACGCCAAGGAACAGUAAAAUACAGUGUAACAGAUGACAACAGUACAUCAAGUCCUGUACUCUAGCUUCGUGUUCAACAUUCUUUACAGGUGCUGAUACAAAGACUGUAAGAUGUGUUCCUUCUGCUAAAUGUACAAUGUCCAUUCGCAGGCGACCAACGUUCACAGAAAACGAUUUGAAUAAAAAAAGCUUUUUUUCCGGACCAA